GCAACUGUUUUCUGUAAAACAGCUCUUUCUGUUAUCCAGAUGAGUCAGUAUGUCAACUGUCAACAAUGAAGUGAUUAAAAAAGUAUCAUGGAGACUAUCAGAGCCAGCAGAAAGUGCUCGUUACUACGAUUCUAGCAAGGAGACCUUUGUACCUAUCCCAGCUGAAGACUACACCCAGAUAGUGAUAGACGGGGAGAUAACGCUGAAAGUGCCAGUCUCGUAUGACUGCGAUAUUAUGCAUACAAUUACAAUUACACCAAACACCGCAAAUGGGAUAACCUUGCUGCAUCUUCUGCAGCAAAUUUAUUGUUUCUAUAGCAACAAACCUGUUUCAAAAGAAGAACUUUUGACAUACCCUGAUGAAGGUUUUACGGGAGAUUUUAAGAAAGAGACAUUAAAGAAACAAGAAGCAGGUCAUACGGUUUAUUACAGUGAUCUGAUGAGAGACCGGGAAUACUUUGAUGGUAUCCAUGACGAUGUACUUCUAUUGAUUUCUUAGAAAUGCCACUUGUCUUCAUCAUAUGCCUCACCUAGAUAUAUUAUAUUUUUAGUUGAGUAUCAUAUUCACUCUAUUAGAAGCACACAACAACUAAACAUGUA
Saccoglossus kowalevskii is the source of this 600-nucleotide messenger RNA. RefSeq lists its product as uncharacterized. Lineage: Eukaryota; Metazoa; Hemichordata; Enteropneusta; Harrimaniidae. The record is from RefSeq and is a predicted model, not a curated record.